This is a messenger RNA of Culicoides brevitarsis, 516 nucleotides long. RefSeq names its product larval/pupal cuticle protein H1C-like. The record is from RefSeq and is a predicted model, not a curated record. The coding region runs from base 1 to 516 and encodes 171 amino acids. NCBI's taxonomy places the organism in Eukaryota, Metazoa, Arthropoda, Insecta, Diptera, Ceratopogonidae. The transcript has 2 exons.
AUGUUCAAAUUCGUAGUUCUUGCCUCAAUCAUCGCCUGCGCUGCUGCAGCUCCAGGAGUCGUUGUCUCUUCACCAGUUGUGCAUGCUGCUCCCGUUGUCCAUGCUGUGCAUACUCCAGUUGUGACAAAAACUGUUGUAGCUCCAGUUGCCACGAGCCAUCAAUCAGUUGUUAAGCAUCACUCUCCAGUUGUCCACAAAACUGUUGUUGCUGCUCCCGUCGUUCACGCUGUACAUCACGAAGUCCCAGUCGUUAAAACUGUUCACGCUGCUCCUGUUGUACAUGCUGUUCACCACGAAGUCCCAACUGUUGUCAAGACUGUUCAUGCUGCUCCUGUUGUCCAUGCUGUUCACCACGAAGUCCCAACUGUUGUUAAGACUGUUCAUGCUGCUCCUGUUGUGCACGCUGUUCACCACGAAGUCCCAGUUGUUAAGACUGUUCACUCUGCUCACAGCGUACAUCAUCAUGCCGUCCCCGUUGUCAAGACUGUGCAUGCAUCUCCAGUCCUCUUGCACUAA